AUGCAAGUACUUAAAUCAAUAUUUGGAAAGGGAUCAUCAUCAGGACCAAGCACAGGCCAGCCAGCAUCACAAUGUGCUCCACCAGAUAACUACUCCAACUUGUUCUUUAAACGUUUGGAGAAAAAGACAAUUCAACCAUUCUGUGGACUGAACAACUCGACCACUCCACCAUGCUUUGAGUUGACCGACCUCUCCAUCGAGACGACCAUCACCGACUCGGCAGUGGUCUCUGUCUGGACACAGCGCUACAAGAAUGGCAACACCUCGCCAGUCGAGGCCAAGUACCAGAUGCCCCUCGCGCCCCAGUCGGCCGUGUCGCGCUUCGUCGUCACCUACGACGACCAGGUGCUUAUCGCCAAGAUCAAGGAGAAGGAGGCCGCCCAGAACAAGUACUCGGACGCCAUCGCCAGCGGCAACCAGGCGUUCAUGGUCGAGAAGAAUGACAAUGGCACGUUCACCACGAUGAUUGGCAACCUGCCCCCCACCAAGGAGGUCACCGUCACGCUCACCAUCGUCUCGGAGAUUGGCACCUACAACGACGAGUACUACUUUGCCCUGCACCGCUACAUGUUCCCAACCAAGCGCUUCAAGCUCGAGUUUAGCCUCGAUGUCCAGCUGUCCUCGCCCAUCCAAGGCGUGCACGUGUUCAACUACGACACCACCGAGUCAAUGGUCGAUGGCAAGCGCGCCAAGAUCAGUCUGGUGCACGAUGGCUCUAUCACCAAGAACCUGAUCGUUGUGAUCAAGCAACAGGACAACACAGACCGUCCCGCCUACUUCCUGGAGAAGUCGCCCACCAGCUCGACAUACGCACUCGGCGUCAACUUCUACCCACAGCUGACCAUCUCGGCCGACGAGGUCGACCAGCGCUCCGAGUUCAUCUUCCUGCUCGAUUGUUCGGGCAGUAUGUCAGGUGGCGCCAUCGCCAAGGCCAAGAGCGCACUGGAAAUCCUCAUGCGUGCCCUCACGGAGAAGUCUAAGUUCAACAUCUGGCUCUUUGGAUCAUCCUACAAGUCUCUGUUCCCAGAGUCCAAGCUCUACAACGAUGAGAGUCUCGACGCUGCCGCAGCCUACAUCACCCAGAUCGAUGCCAACCUUGGUGGCACUGAGCUCCUGCCACCCAUCCAGGCCAUCCUCAAGAAUGAGUAUGAUCCACAGUACCCAAGACAAGUGUUCAUUCUCACUGAUGGAGAGGUAUCACAGAGAGACGAGCUGAUUGACUUUGUUGGAAAGGAGGCCAACACAACUAGGAUCUUCACUUUGGGUAUUGGAGGCGGUGUUGACCGCGAGCUGGUCACUGGUCUGUCGAUGGCCUGCAGAGGCUACUUUGAGUUCAUCAAUGACAACGCUCAGAUGGAGACACAGGUGAUGAAGCUGAUGAGCACAGCCAUGGAGCCAACAAUCUCCAACAUCAAGGUGGACUGGGAUGGCUUGGACCUGACCCAGGCACCCUCCAACAUCAGACCAGUGUUCAACCACGAGCGUCUGAUGAUCUAUGCACUGGUCAACUCGCAGCCCAGCACCACCACCAAGAAGCUAAAGGUCACCGCCGAUGGCCCCACCGGCCAGACACUCACCUACGAGAUCGACGUGGACUUUGAGCAGGUGUCUCGCGCCUCUGACUCGCUCCACACACUCACUGCCAACAUGAUCAUCCACGAUCUCGAGGAGAAGGAGCGCAAGCAGCCCGCUACCAAGGCCGAGUGCAAGGAGAAGAUCAUCGCACUGGGCAAGAAGUACCACCUCAUCUCCUAUCACACAUCAUUCGUUGUGGUGGCCGAGUCGUCCACACCAGUUGAGGACACGAUGGUCGUUGUCGAUGUGAUCAAGCCAACUCCCAUUGUCCAGCCAAGACCACCCAGCAUGCCAAUGCCAUAUCAAUCGAGCAGUAUGGCCUACGGCGGCGCCGUUCCCGCCCCACCACCCACCUUUAGCUCGGCACCUCGCGCGCCAGGCGGCAUGCCACCACAGCGCUCAAUCAGUCCCUGUCCACCACCCCCACCCAUGUCUGGCGGUCCACCCCCUCCACCACCAACUUCAUCAACCUCAUACAUGAUGGACAGCUGCAUGGACGACCUCGCUGAGGAGUGUGAGAAGCUCAGCUGCAUCUCUGCCGACAAGAGCUUGGACAUGAUGAGUGCGCCCCGCGCACCAGCCCCUCAAGGCCUCUUCAGAAAGAAGGAGAUGUCCGCAGAGAGAGAGUCAUCCAAGCAGAAGAUCUCCUUCUCAUCAUCGUCCUCAUCAUCAUCAUCGAUCAAGGAUGAGAAGAAGAAGAGUGUGACGCCAUCAUCCAGUGGCGACCUGUUGAUGGACUUGAUCAGAUCACAAAAGGCCAAUGGCAGCUGGAAUGCUUUGUUGUUCAGUGUUAGCGCCAGUGAGCCUGAUGUAUUGAAGGCAUUGCCAGAUGUCUGGACGACAUUAUUAGUGAUGGCACGUCUUGAGAAAUCAUUCUCUGCCAAGAAGACGCAAUGGGAAAAACUAGUUGUCAAGGCACAAAGAUGGGUCAAGUCUCAGCUGACCUCUGCAUCCAUCAUCGACCAAUUCGACGCACUCCUUGCUCAAGCCAUGUCUGCUGCCUAA
This is a messenger RNA of Acytostelium subglobosum LB1, 2580 nucleotides long. RefSeq lists its product as hypothetical. The transcript is spliced from 2 exons. The coding region runs from base 1 to 2580 and encodes 859 amino acids. NCBI's taxonomy places the organism in Eukaryota, Evosea, Eumycetozoa, Acytosteliales, Acytosteliaceae. The record is from RefSeq and is a predicted model, not a curated record.